AUGGGGUUCCUGAUGAUGGAUUAUAGCGUUUUUUCAAUGAAAUUUGAUCUCCAAGGAAUAAGGGGCGAUUCUGUUAGUCCAUCUGUGAAGCAACUAAGUGUACUCGAUCAGAUAAAGGUAACUGAAAUCCUUCACUGUGACGGCUUAUUGCUGUGCGUCCUCGAGGACAGGUCGAGGCUCUUGUUAUGGAAUCCUUAUUUGGGCCAAACCAUGUGGAUCCAUCCCAGAAAAUUUUUUGACGUCUUGGACAGGUAUGCUAUCGGUUAUGACAAGAACCGUAACCACAAAAUCUUGAGAAUUUUCGGUGAGCAGGAAACGGUUCUUGGUUACGAAAUCUAUGAUUUAAGCUCUAGUUCAUGGAGUGUUUUUGAUGUUACUCCCGACUGGGAGUGUCAGAUACCCUCUUAUGAACGCAGCGUUUCCUUGAAGGGACAUGCUUAUUUUUUGGCUGAAAUCGUGGGUGAAAGCAUGGUUACCGAUAUCUUAGUCUAUUUUGAUUUUACAACAGAGAGAUUUGGACCGCAUCUGGUUCUGCCUUCUUAUGAUUAUCACCCUGUGUCUCUAUCUUGUGUUAGAGAAGAGAAGCUCGCUCUGUUAUAUUAUGCCUGUGAGAUUUGGAUUACGAACAAGAUUGAUCCCUAUGAGGUGUCGUGGAGAAAGUUACAGUGCAUUGAUCAUUUACUUGUCCUAUAUGGUGGUAGUUUUCUCAUUGACGAGGAGGAGAAUGUUGCUGUGGUUUUUGAUCUAGAUAACGAAUAUAAAGGGGGACACCAAACAGCUUAUAUCACUGGACAAGAUGGCUACUACAAAUCUGUGAAUCUCAGAGAAACUCGGUAUUUUAAUACACCUUGUGGCGAACCUGUAGCUGUCGCACCUAUUAUUGGUAAAAAAGCAGAAGCAGCAAGGAAGAAUCAGCUGAUGGGGUUCCUCACGAUGGACAAUAGCGUUUUUUCAAUGAAAUUUGAUCUCCAAGGAAUCCACGACGACGACGAGGACGACGAUUCUGUUAGUCCAUCUGUAAAGCAAAAAGCAGGGUUGCCUGGACAUGCUUAG
Molecule: messenger RNA, 1053 nt
Organism: Camelina sativa (false flax)
Lineage: Eukaryota; Viridiplantae; Streptophyta; Magnoliopsida; Brassicales; Brassicaceae
Source: RefSeq, a predicted model, not a curated record